AAAAAAAACCAGCAGUGCACUUUUACUUGAGAACUACGCGGCAUAUCAGGCGACCUAUGCUGAAGCCUGAAUAGACAUUUUGACGGCCAGCCUUUUGGAUGCCGGGAACCGGAUAUAGCCCCCACGUCGCCAUAGGCGGCAUACAAGGCGAGGCUGUACGGCGGGCUGAGCUGUAGGCUUGAGGAGAGAGACAUGCAAGAAAACAGGCUUUGCUUUCAAAAUAUCAGUGAAUCUCCCAUCCGUCAAAAACUACUUCCAAAUAAUAACUUUUGCACAUGCAUACCUUACCACCGUAGCCUGUUCUCAAUUAUUCGAAGCAAGAGCACUGUUGAAACAUUUGCGCGAGAAAGAAGAGGAACAAAAGGACAAAACAAAGCUCGUUGAUGAUGCCACAACAGAUACCUUGGGUGAUAUAAUCACAGCUGAAACGGUCAGUUUCGACACUUCGAUUGUUGCAGACAUCCAGUUUCCAGGCAGGAGCUACCAAGACCCCGUUUCAAGCUUACCAGCCGUGUUCCCAUGGCACAACCCGACACCAUGUGAAAAGUGCGAUGAGAAGAUGAUGACUACAAGAAAGGACACUGGCAGUACAGCAGAUGCUCACUCCGAAGACCAAGCAUAUAUAACCGACCAUGUGAGUCUGAAAUGUGCAUUUGAUACAUAAACCUCCUCGGAUGUUACACCAUUGUUGAUAGCUAGGCUGACACCAAAUGUAGUGUGUUUUCGAUAUGCAAUAUGCCUUCUUCGUAACGAUGGGUGGGCUCACAGCGAGGCAUCAAGAAAGCGACAUAGAUGAAGGGCACAAAAUGCGCACAUGUAUCAUCUCUGUCCAUCUUGCAAAGGAGGUAGCAGAUCAAGAUGUCAAAGCACUGAUGCUGCCAAGGUCCUUCAAAAUGCAUCAGAGCAAGGCGGACUUCUUCAAGAAAUCGCUGGUUGUUAUCCAAGUUAGUUGGGUGAUUAUUGAGUGUGCUGCGCGCAAGGUAUAUGGCUUACCACUCAGUCUGUUGGAGCUGCGCAUUAUGGUACAUGUGGUUUGUGCAAUUUUGAUGUAUGCCUUUUGGUUUAAUAAACCCCUUGACCCCCAAGGCUCCUACGAAGUCAAAGACCGAAACGCCAUGAGAACUAUCCACAAAGUGGCCAAAGAACAGACUCACUUUUCUAUAGAAACCAUGGCAAUAUUCUCAACUUUCAGCACAAACUCGUACCCAAAGACCCCUUCGACUUCCUCCUCGAAGCCCUGGCCUAUGUCUAUCGUCACAAGUUAG
Molecule: messenger RNA, 1265 nt
Organism: Podospora pseudocomata
Lineage: Eukaryota; Fungi; Ascomycota; Sordariomycetes; Sordariales; Podosporaceae
Exons: 2
Coding region: 729-1265 (178 amino acids)
Source: RefSeq, a predicted model, not a curated record